CAACUUCACAUCUACAUAUAAAAGGAGCAUGCCAGCUCUGUCCUAUAGUUUCAAUUCGACUAUCACACCUCAAUCAUCUCUGUUUCUCUGACUUAAUCGCAAUAUUGUACUACCCCACCUGCAUCCAUAGUUUACCUACAUUUUCAACAUACACAAACAAGCUGUACACCAUGAGCCUCGCAGACGCUAACCGUCAAUACUUUGACUCCAUCUCGGAUACUUACGAUGCCAAACCCUGGUUCGCAACAGUAAACAACCAAGUUGCCGAAGCCCUACGCGGCGAUCUGUCUUGGAUUGGUAUUCCGCCCGCCAAUGUUUCCGCAGAAGGACAAGCAAGCGCAGGUACCCAGCAAGUCCGAAUGCUGGAUUAUGCCUGUGGCACGGGAUUAAUGACGAGGAUCUUCGCCCCCUACAUUACCCACACAACCGCCAUUGACAUCUCCCCAAACAUGAUCUCAACUUACACCUCGCGCUUCGCCUCCGCCUUCCCCCAGCCCCUCACCAUCACCACCGCGGUCGGCAACCUCUUCGACAAAUCCGACCUCAACCCCUCCUCUCUGGACGCACCAGAGUUCCGUGACUUUGACCUCGCAACUGUAGGCUUCGGGCUCCACCACUUCGAAGACGUAGUAUAUGCUGCGAAGCAACUCAAGGAGCGGUUGAGGCCCGGGGGUGUCUUGGUUAUCAAUGAUUUUCUGGAGGGAGGAGAUGUGUUGGCGGAUGAAGAUGGAAAGCCGGUUGAGGGAAGCCCGGGGAAUCAUGCUGUGCAUCAUCAUGGUCAUGGUCAUGGUCAUAAGCACGAGCAUGGCCACAAGCACGACCACAACCAUGAAUCUAGCGACAAACACGACUCCAGCCUCCACAGCAAAAUGGCUGCUUCAGUGGUGGUACCGCACUUCACCAUAGAUGGUGUGCGGCAAUUCUUCUCGGAAGCGGGUUUCGUCGAUGUGGACGUCAAGACUAUGAACGAGAAGUCGUACAUGGAAUUCGGCGGCAAGAAAAUGUGGCGAACGAUUUUGUUUGCGCGGGGAAGAAGGCCAAUGGAUGGUAAUAACAAGGAAAAGAGUGAGUUGUAA
Messenger RNA from Bipolaris sorokiniana ND90Pr, 1076 nucleotides. RefSeq lists its product as uncharacterized. The record is from RefSeq and is a predicted model, not a curated record. The transcript has 3 exons. Bases 171 to 1076 code for a protein of 301 amino acids. Lineage: Eukaryota; Fungi; Ascomycota; Dothideomycetes; Pleosporales; Pleosporaceae.